AUGGAAGAGACGGAAGGGAUAGAAAAAUAUUUUGCAAUUAGCCCGGAAGGAGACUUUGUUAUUGAAUUUGAAGUAGAAGAAUUCAAAUUACAAGCGUAUACUAUUGAAUCGGAUAAUGAUUCAAGGAUAAAAAAAAAGGCUAUCUGGUCUAUUUAUGUAUCAGAAAAAUCAACCGGCUCAUUGGAAUUUGGUGCUGUAUCAGACAAAUCAACUAGCUCAUCGGAAUUUAGAUUAUUGGUAUUACCUUGUAUAGGCCAUAGGAACAUGGUGCAUUAUAAGGACAAUUCUAGCACUGUAGAUCCGGAGGAAAUUCCUAAGAAUGGACAUACCUCAUUAUUAAUUAUUAACAAUGUUAACAAUAAUUAUUUAGUUAGUUUUAUUGAUGGUAAAGAGCUACCGAUUGAAUAUGGUGGAAUAGUCAAGUUAUUUUCUAAAAAAGACCAUAUAACUAAUCAAAAGGCUGAAAAAGAUAAGAAAACAAUAUAA
Racocetra persica is the source of this 486-nucleotide messenger RNA. NCBI's taxonomy places the organism in Eukaryota, Fungi, Glomeromycota, Glomeromycetes, Diversisporales, Gigasporaceae. The record is from the annotation of a GenBank genome assembly.